Messenger RNA from Labrus mixtus (cuckoo wrasse), 2748 nucleotides. It is a transcript of the gene fkbp10a, whose product is annotated as FKBP prolyl isomerase 10a. The coding region runs from base 108 to 1802 and encodes 564 amino acids. The transcript has 10 exons. The record is from RefSeq and is a predicted model, not a curated record. Lineage: Eukaryota; Metazoa; Chordata; Actinopteri; Labriformes; Labridae. Gene Ontology annotation, molecular function: peptidyl-prolyl cis-trans isomerase activity.
CGGUUCUACUCUCUUCACUUCAGCUGCAUCACUCCGCUGGCAGACGAACUCUCUGCGCACUCAGCGAGCUUCCGCAGUUGUAGUCUCUUUUUUUUUCUCUCCCCCAAAUGGAUCUGUUAGUGUCCUCGGUCUUAUUUUUCCUUCAUGCAGUCACUGUGGAUUGCAGCCCCGGACCUUCUCUGGAUGUUGUUGUCGACCGGUACGACAUACCGAGAGUGUGUCCUCGAGAAGUGUCAACAGGAGACUUUGUCCGUUAUCACUUUAAUGGAACCUUCUUUGAUGACGGGAAAAAGUUUGACUCAAGUCAUGACCGAGGAAAAGCCUUCAUCAGCCAGGUGGGUCUGGGCAGACUCAUCACAGGGAUGGACCGAGGUCUUCAGGGCAUGUGUGUCAAUGAACGUAGGCGGAUCACAAUCCCCCCACACCUGGCGUAUGGAAGCAUCGGAACAGGUGGUGUAAUCCCUCCUGAUGCCGUGUUGGUGUAUGAUGUUCUGUUGCUGGACAUGUGGAAUGAAGAGGACAAGGUCCAGAUCCGCAAGCUCAGCAAACCUGCAAGCUGCGAGCGCUCCUCUGUGGCAUCAGAUUUCGUGCGUUACCACUACAACGGCACCUUGCUGUCGGGUGAAGCCUUUGACUCCAGUUACUCGAGGAAUACGACCUACGACACCUACCUGGGACAGGGUGACCUCAUCAAAGGCAUGGACGAGGGUCUGUUAGGCAUGUGUGUCGGGGAGAGGAGGGUCAUCAUCAUCCCACCCUUUCUGGCAUAUGGAGAGAAUGGCUAUGGAACUCAGGUCCCUCCUCAGGCCACGCUGGUGUUUGAGGUGCUGAUGGUGGAUAUGUUCAACCCUAAGGAUGAUCUGAUAGUGGAGAUGAAGAAGGUGCCUAAAGGCUGCAACCGCAGGACGGUGACUGGAGAUUAUAUCCGCUACCACUACAAUGGCACCUUCCAGGACGGCACCGCCUUUGACUCGAGCUACCAGCGAAACAGCACCUAUAACACGUACAUUGGGAUGGGAUAUGUGAUCAAGGGGAUGGACAAAGCUCUGCAGGGGCUGUGUAUAGGAGAGAGGAGGAGGAUUACCAUACCGCCUCACAUGGCCUACGGGGAAGAAGGAGUUGGAGACCUCAUUCCUAGCUCUGCUGUGCUGGUCUUUGACAUCCACGUCAUUGACUUCCACAACCCCAAAGACCCUGUCAUGAUCACAGUUACCCACAAGCCUCAGGAAUGUAGCGCAACCAGUGAAGCUGACGAUUUGAUCCAGUAUCACUAUAACUGCUCCUUGAUGGAUGGCACCCUGCUGUACUCCUCGGACCCGAACUCACCCUCCACCACGACUUUGGGAGCAAAUAUGGUGAUCUCAGGUCUGGAGGAAGGUUUGAGUGGGAUGUGUGUAGGCGAGAGGAGGAGAGUGGUAGUUCCACCGCACUGGGGUCAUGGUGAAAGUGGAGCUGGAGGAGUUCCCAGGAGUGCUGUGCUUUUCUUUGAGCUGGAGCUGGUGGAGCUGCAGAAGGGGGUGCCUGAGGGCUUCAUGUUUGUGUGGCUGGGUGACGGCCCUGAUCCCCUCUUUCCUGCCAUGGACCUCAACGGUGAUAAAGAGGUCCCUCUAGAGGAGUUUUCAGCCUUCAUCAUGCUCCAAGUUCAGGAAGGCAAGGGUCGUCUUCGGCCCGGGUUCAAUAACGAUAGCAUCAUUGAGGACAUGUUCAAUAACCAGGACUCAAAUAAAGAUGGGAAGAUUGUAGAAGCGGAGCUGGGACGUCAAGAUAAGGAGCCUGAACAAGUGAGACGAGACGAGCUGUAAAGGACAAACUCACUAAGUCAGUGGAGGUGAGAACGAGGAGUGUGUGGCUGUGGUUUUACUGUGGUGUUUGAUAUAAAAAUGUGUUGUCUGUUAAAAUAAAGACUUUGAAUGGAGCUGAAUAACACUGACAGCACAAGGAAACAUGUUUGGUCAGUCAGUGUGUUGUGAACAGGAAACGGGUGUUAGAACAAAAUGUGACAGGAGGGUCAUAGUGAAAUGUGCUCUGUUGAAAAAAGCAUUUCUGACUCAAACAUGGACAUUAAACAGUAUUCAAACCAGUGCCUGGGGAAAUACAGAAAAACACUGAUUUGUUCAUUGUAUUUGGGAAUUGUACGUUUGUAAAAUAACUUAAAAUCCAAUUAUACCAACUUGAAAGAAUGUUUUGUGACAUCGAUGCAAACAUUUUGUACUCUAUGAAAGAUGUGCAGUUGUAAAUGAGCUUCAUUGACUUUUCCCGUGGUCUUAACUUAAAUGACUUUUUUUUAUUCAUUAAAACGUCGAAACAUCUGGAACUACAUUUUAUUUCAGAAAAGUUGGGACAUGUGAAGAGGUGAUGAGUCUGGAGGAUGACAAAAAGAAAUGGCAUUACAACAUGGCACAAUGCUGAGACAUGAUGGAUAACAUAAUGGGGUUGAUCCUGCUUUAGAGCGUUUUUGGGGACUUGUGUGAUGACAUGCAGAAAGAAACAACAUUUGAAGGACCAAUCCUUCUCAUAACCAACAUGCUGAGAUGACCUAAUUUAAAAUAUCAACAUAACACCGUAUGAUACUGUGACACGUCUGAGGUAGAUUUGAGUUGAUACAUGUCAUUUGAAUUCUGCAACCCUUAAAAAAGCUUUGCAUUUUUAUUUUUGUCGGUAAGUUAGUCUGUUUCUUAGUACAGUUGUCCUAUUCCAACACAAAACCUUGGUGUUAUAAAAAACAGUUUCCUUAAACAAAAAAAGAAA